This is a messenger RNA of Xyrauchen texanus (razorback sucker), 1454 nucleotides long. RefSeq lists its product as uncharacterized. Gene Ontology annotation, molecular function: chemokine activity. The coding region runs from base 13 to 720 and encodes 235 amino acids. The record is from RefSeq and is a predicted model, not a curated record. Gene Ontology annotation, cellular component: extracellular region. Gene Ontology annotation, biological process: immune response. NCBI's taxonomy places the organism in Eukaryota, Metazoa, Chordata, Actinopteri, Cypriniformes, Catostomidae. The transcript has 4 exons.
UCAGCUGUGAAAAUGGAAAUACAAAAUGUACUCAUGAGGAGUUUGGUUGUCGUGGGGGUAUUUUCAUCAGUGAUCUGGACUAUUACAGAUGCUGAAAAGGUGAGCUCCUGCUGUAAACUUGUCUCCAGGACAGAAGUAACCGAUCCCAUUAUUGGUUUCAGGAUGCAAAAAUCUAAUCCUCCAUGUGUGAAGGCAGUCAUCUUUAAGACUGAAAAGGGGGAAUUCUGCAGUGAUUGGACACAAAAAUGGGUUUUGAAGAAAAUUCGCCAGUUUCUAAGUGCUCAAAGGAAAAAGAUUGCUGAAGAACGAGUGAUUGAACACCUGACCUCACCGACACCAACAACAUCCAUUACUGACACCACUCUUGUGGGAAGAUCUACCCAAUCUACCCAAAGAUCAACCCAAGAACUUACACAAGGAUCCACUCAAGAACUUGCACAAGGAUCCACUCAAGAACUUACAAAAGGAUCCACUCAAGAACUUACACAAGGAGCCACUAAAGAACUUACACAAGGAUCCACUCAAGAACUUACAAAAGGAUCCACUAAAGAACUUACACAAGGAUCCACUCAAGAACUUACACAAGGAUCCACUCAAGAACUUACACAAGGAUCCACUCAAGAACUUACACAAGGAUCCACUCAAGAACUUACAAAAGGAUCCACUAAAGAACUUACACAAGGAUCCACUAAAGAACUUACACAAGGAUCCACUCAAUAACUUGCACAAGGAUCCACUCAAGAACUUACACAAGGAUCCACUAAAGAACUUACACAAGGAUCCACUAAAGAACUUACACAAGGAUCCACUCAAGAACUUGCACAAGGAUCCACUCAAGAACUUACACAAGGAUCCACCCAAGGGUUUACCCAAACAACUGACAGCUGAUCAUGAACGUCGAGAAGUUUUUGUUGUUUAAUUAUUUUAAUUUUAAAGUUUUUACAUUAGGCAAUACAUUUAUAUUUAAACUGAAUAUUUAAAAUUGAAUAUUGUGAAAAUAUCUUUGAUGUAGGGUUAAUUGUCAUUGACAAUCAGUUAAUUUAUUCCACUUGUAAGAACUGAGAAACAGUAAAAUUGUAAUAUUAUAAUGUUUAGAAAAGUAAUGUGAUAUUUAGAGUAUUGUUUAGAGAGUGUUGUGUCUGAAUAUUCCAGGAGAUCAGCAGUUACAGAGAUACUCAAACAGCCGUCUGGCAAACACAGCCAAGCUACAGUUGAAUUCACUGAGAUCAUAUUUUCCCCCAUUCUGAGGGUUGAUGUAACUAUAAACUGAAGAUUCUGACCUGUAUCUGCAUGAUUUGAUACACUGCACUGCUGCCACACGAUUGGCUGAUUAGAUAAUCGCAUGAAUAAGUAGGUGUACAGGUGUACAGAUCUGUAGCCAAGAUUUUAAGGGAUGUGCCUAUAGUAAAACUGACAUUGAAAAAUAUACUAAGAAAUAUUUGCUUAAGUAAAGA